AUGGUGCACAUGACCAGGCCAGAGAUUGCCCUGAUGUGCAUGGAGAAAUACGCUGGCAUCAAGACCGUGGCUGGUGCCUUCCAGCAAUAUGGAUUUGCUGCUGCGAGCUUUGAGUACAAUGAUGAUCCGAUAUUCCAGAACAUGCUCACUGGGCUUGGAUUUGCCUAUGGUCUUGCUUGCACAAUCCGCCUGUACAAAGCUUGCGGACUGAACUUCGAAGCACCGGUGUGUUCCACAUGGAUAUGGCUCAACAGGUCAACGUCAGGACGCUCAGGAGAUUCACCGAUGGGCUUCCAGCACCUCCAGCAGGUGGCGGACGCGAAUUUGAUGGUGGCCCGUACUGUCAUCUACCUCUACAUCAUGAGUCUUCUAGGAUGCUGCUGGUGCAUCGAGCAGCCGAGCUCGAGCUUGUUGGAAAAGCAUGUGGCAUUCCAAUGGCUUUGCAAACAGACCCGAGUCUACCGCGUAUUUGUAUGGAUUGGAAGCUAUGGCCACGACUGCUGCAAACCAACAUUCCUAUAUAGCAACUACAAGUUCUUCCAUAAGCUUUACCUUCCACUUCCAUGCCGUGAAUGGACAUCAAAUAUGGUGAAAAGGUACAUAGACUCCAAUGGAAUCCCUCGGAUUUGCGGAGAUUCAGAUCUCAAAGCUUCUCAACACUACCCUCGGCGCUUCGGAUGUGCUGUUGCAGAAUGCUUCUUGGACCAUUACGAGGAAGUUCGACAACAUGUUAAGGAGACACGGGAAGAGCUGCAAAGAGCACCCAGAAAGGAAGCAAAGGACCCUGGCUUUGCUAAGCUGGCCAACCUCCGGCAAGUGAUCAAAGAGCUGCAGUGA
Messenger RNA from Cladocopium goreaui, 837 nucleotides. NCBI's taxonomy places the organism in Eukaryota, Dinophyceae, Suessiales, Symbiodiniaceae. The record is from the annotation of a GenBank genome assembly.